This is a messenger RNA of Aspergillus pseudotamarii, 960 nucleotides long. RefSeq names its product inosine-uridine preferring nucleoside hydrolase-domain-containing protein. The transcript has 5 exons. The coding region runs from base 1 to 960 and encodes 319 amino acids. Gene Ontology annotation, molecular function: hydrolase activity, hydrolyzing N-glycosyl compounds. Lineage: Eukaryota; Fungi; Ascomycota; Eurotiomycetes; Eurotiales; Aspergillaceae. The record is from RefSeq and is a predicted model, not a curated record.
AUGAGUGUACUCUGGACAUUUAGAGUCGCAUUAUCCCUAGCCCUAUUGGCCUUUGGACAAAUACCCAAGACGAAGCUGAUUAUCGACACAGAUCUGUUUAGUGAUGUUGACGAUGCAGCCGCUCUUUUGGUGGCCUGUGGCCAUCCGAUAGCCGCACCAAUAGGCGUCAUGAUCAAUUAUCCGUCUAUUUACAGUGCCUUGGCUGCCUCCAGUAUCCUCGGGUACUAUUGCUCAUCUGACGUUCCAGUGGGCCUUAAACGACCGUAUUCCAACGAAACGUUCUUCGACACCUGGUCAUACCGACUUGGAGAAUAUGCAAGCAAAGUUGCAUACAACUGGCGACAUAAUGCAUUGAUGCCAUGGGGAGACGUAAGCAGUGCGUGGGAUCCAGUCGAGCUGUAUCGCAAGCUCCUAUCGGAAGCGGAUGAUCACAGUGUGACCAUUGCCAGUAUUGGGUUCCUCGACAACCUCGCCGAGCUUCUUUCAUCUCCGGGUGAUAUAUACUCUCCACUCUCGGGGCAUGACCUGGUAAAGGCCAAGGUGGAAGAACUUGUCAUCAUGGGCGGAGCAUACCCAUGCGGAUAUGAGUACAAUUUCUACGGCAACAAUGCUCCCGCAACGGCUCUUGUGGUAAACAAUUGGCCGGGGCCCAUGACAUUUUCUGGGAGUGAACUUGGGGCGACUGUCUACUCGGGCGCACGGUUGACCGUAGAGGGACCCGUUGGUGAUCCAGUCAAAGCAGCUUACCGGUGGUACACCGGAUACAACAUGUCUCGGAGUUCAUGGGAUCCCCUUACUGUGCUUUAUGCCAUCGAGGGAAGAGACGGUAGAAAUGAAUGGCUGCCGGGUAACUCUUUGUAUCCGCAGAAAUACUUGAAGCUGCAAAUGUCUGAAACACAAGCUGGCGACUUUUUGGACGAUUUUUACCUUGACACGGCGACAAGAGCUGCACGGAAGUAA